Messenger RNA from Brassicogethes aeneus, 2632 nucleotides. The record is from the annotation of a GenBank genome assembly. Lineage: Eukaryota; Metazoa; Arthropoda; Insecta; Coleoptera; Nitidulidae.
GUUUGGUGGCUAAUGCGCAAAAUACUCGAAAACGUCAAAACCAACAAAUAUCAUGAAAAUUUUAAUGGAAAUGAAGGUCAACAAUUUUCAUAAUACAGUUGAUUAAAUACGCUGAUACCAAAGUUAGUGAUAGUGCUGUUUUCGUAAAAAAAUGUAAAUAUUCCGAUCGUAGAAACUAAAGUGUAACAAUGAAAUUCAAAGAAAUCUCUACCUUUAUGGUAGUAUGUUUUAUUUUAUUCGGAAGCAUUGCAUCGUUAGAAGAGUCUAAUAAUAAAACAAACGAAACCAAACCAAAUGAACCAGCUAAACCAUUAAACACAACAGAUAAUCCAGUUAAAAUAUUGCCUGAAAAUGUUAAAAGUACUACAGUCUCCAUGCAAUCAAAAGAUACCAAAGUUAAGGAUAUUACAGAAAUACCAAAACCACCCAUUGUAAACAGCAGUAGUACAGUGCCACCAGUGGAAUCUAAAAAUGUAACCAAGGGAUCUUCCCAACCAGUUUCAACUCCAGCUACUCCAACAUCGACUAAUAAAACAAACACAACAACCACAACCCUUUCUGUGGAACCAGUAUUACCAGAUAAGGAAGCUGCUGAAGAUGAACAUAAUAGUUCGAUGGCUAUAUUCUUUGUAUUGUGUGUACUUGCUAUAGGUAUUUUACUUAUUCAUCUUAUGCUUCAGACAGGUUUUCAAUAUGUUCCUGAAAGUGUGGUUAUUGUAUUUUUGGGAGCUUUAAUUGGGUUAACAAUGAAUGCAUUAUCAAGUCGUAAUAUUAGCAAUUGGAGAAAAGAAGAAGCAUUUUCUCCAACUGCGUUUUUCUUGAUUUUGUUGCCACCUAUUAUAUUCGAAUCUGGGUAUAACUUGCAUAAAGGCAAUUUCUUUCAAAAUAUUGGCUCUAUUUUAGUAUUUGCAAUUUUGGGAACCACAAUAUCUGCAUUUGUAAUUGGUUUUGGAGUAUACUUUUUGGGCCUAAUGGAUGUAGCUUAUAAACUUAGUUUUGUUGAAUCAUUUGCAUUUGGCUCUUUAAUAUCUGCUGUUGAUCCAGUAGCCACUGUUGCCAUAUUUCAUGCUCUAAAUGUUGAUCCAAUACUUAAUAUGAUGAUAUUUGGGGAAAGUAUUCUAAAUGAUGCUAUAGCCAUUGUUUUGACAACAGCUGCCCUUGAAACUAACAAUCCUAACAUUAAUACUGGUGAGGCCAUUUUCAUAGGUAUUGAAAGAUUUUGUCUUAUGUUCUUUGCAUCUGCAGGAAUUGGAGUUGUAUUUGCUCUUUUGAGUGCUCUUUUGCUAAAACACAUUGAUUUAAGAAAAAAUCCAUCCCUUGAGUUUGGUAUGAUGUUAGUAUUCACUUAUGCUCCCUAUGUUUUGGCUGAAGGUAUUCAUCUUUCUGGAAUAAUGGCAAUUUUAUUCUGUGGAAUUGUUAUGUCUCACUACACUCACUUUAAUCUAUCAACAGUUACCCAAAUUACAAUGCAGCAAACAUUAAGAACCUUAGCGUUCAUUGCUGAAACCUGCGUUUUUGCCUACUUAGGCUUAGCUUUAUUCAGCUUUAAACACAGAGUGGAGCCGGCUCUAGUAGUAUGGAGCAUUAUUCUCUGCCUUAUUGGUAGAGCAUGUAACAUAUUUCCAUUAGCCAUUCUAGUCAAUAGAUUUAGAGAACAUCAGAUUACUAAAAAAAUGAUGUUUAUAAUGUGGUUUAGUGGAUUAAGAGGUGCUAUAUCUUAUGCAUUGUCACUUCACUUAAAUUUUAGUGAUGAAACCAGACAUGUUAUCAUCACAACCACAUUGAUUAUUGUGCUUGUUACAACUUUGUUUUUUGGAGGCUCCACUAUGCCUCUAUUGAAAUUUAUGCAAGCUACAAAAAAUCCGUCCAGAAGAUUGAAGAAGCGCAAGAAGGAUAGAGAGGUCACCUUAAGUAAAACUCGCGAAUGGGGUGCUGCCUUGGAAUCGGAACAUCUCUCUGAAACCACCGAAGGUGAAACAGAAGUCGCAUUUGUUUCAGACAGAAUCAAAGGUUUUGCUAAGUAUGAUCUCAAGUACUUAAUUCCCUUCUUUACCAGGAGAUUUACUCAGCAGGAACUAAAAGAUUGUAAGAGUCAAAUGACUGAUUUAACAAAUCAGUGGUACCAAGCCAUCAGGAUUUCUCCAGACCAAUCAGAUGAAGAGACUGGCAACACUCCUAGAUCCAGUAUUUCAAGUAUUGUUCGCUGACUACCAAAGGGAUCUGAAUCUAUACCCCUAGUUCGCACUUGUAAUAAACAGCAUUAAAAAAAAUAAUUAAAAAUUAGUAGUUUCUUACCAUGCAUUGUAAUUGUAUUUUCAUAAUAGGAUUAAUUCAUGUAGCAAAAAGUAAUAUAUUACUCCUCAAGGAAUAUAUCUACACUAUACUUUUACAUUUUUACAGAUACCUAUUUAAAUAAUAAAUUAUUUUAGUAGGGUUAUUACUGAUUAUAUUGUAUACAUUGUUGUUAAAACAGGUUUUUUAAUAACUAAGAAAUUAGUUUAUCAUUUUAAAAAAUGACUUUAAAUUGUAGAUAUUUAGGCACAAAAUUAUUACCUACAUUUUUGAGAAAACUUUUGUAAAUAUAUAAUAUAAAGUAUAUUUUUUUUACAGUAAAUAAUUACUUCAACCCAUG